This is a messenger RNA of Coregonus sp. 'balchen', 21643 nucleotides long. Lineage: Eukaryota; Metazoa; Chordata; Actinopteri; Salmoniformes; Salmonidae. The record is from the annotation of a GenBank genome assembly.
CCACCCGAAUGUAGACAUGGCGGUUGUGUCCAUAUCAAAAAGGAUUGCAAAGCGUUGGAAAUAAUGCUGCUAGCUAAAUCAGUUAUCACUGCUGUAUGUCAGCAGGGUUUACGUUGUGGAGUUCUUCUCCAGCAAGUUAGUGAAUUAACCCACGGUCUGCAGCAAGGCGUUCGCAAAGUUAUGCAAAUGGAAUGCUUGCUAGUAAAGUUGUUUGACGAACUAAAACUUGCUUGCUAGCAGCUAACUACAAGGCUAGAUGGCUAACGUUACUAGUAACUUGCUCGCGAGGAGGACAACCAGAUCUCGCCAGCACAGCACAGCAGCUGUGUGUUGACACGAAAGGAGAAAGCCAGCAAGCUAUCCCAGCCUAAUCCAAAUGGGGAAAUAUAUCUCGAAAGAUUGACUGUAUUGUUGACUUCACAUUUUCAGCAGUUUCUUUUUUAGAUGUUGUUAUUGUGCUAACCAGUUAGCUAACUUUUGACAUUUUCUCACUGAAAUCUUGGAAGUAUCCAUUAAUCAUCUUUAGUUAUUGGACUCAAACUAUUAAUAAUGUUUUCUGUGAAGCCCUUGAAACCAACCUUUAAAUCAUACCUUCUGCCUGUACAGGUGAGUAACCUUACUUGACUAACUACGCUACGUUACUGUGUCCUCAGCAUACUACUUGCUACUACUGAGUAGCUAGCUAGGAUUACUAGUCAAAUUCACUAGCCAACGUUAUAUGUUGUGCAUAAUUUAGUUUGUUUAUUAUAGACUAACAAUCUGUCUCUGUUUUAUCUUUCAUGCAGACGGAUCUGAAAAAAACUCCACAGCCACCAAUCAAGAAGUUAGAGGCCAGGUUACUUCCAGGUGAGUUUACAGUUCCCUCUGCCACAGCUAGCUUGUUGUUUCUGACUGUUCUAUUUGUAACGAACAACUAUGUGAUGAGUACGUAGAGGCUACAGAAAUUAAACCACCCAUCAAAAUAUCCCUCUCCUGAAAAAGAACCAGUAAAGGCUGAUCUCAUCCAGCUAUAGUCUUUCUUCUCAUGCUAAUGUAGAAUAUUACUGAUAUUUCAAUGACCAGCCAGUGAAAACUCCUGUAUCUCUUCAGCUAAAUGUAAUUGCUUGUUUUGAAUGUGUAGUCUGUCAGUGCACCUCACUUGUGUUUUUGCGCACAGGUCUUUUGCAUCCCUUAUUGUCGCAUCAUUAGGCUGUGGUAAUCUAAUCUAAUUUAGUCUAUUUUUUCUGGGCUGUCUCAAGUCACCGUGGCAAUACAGUGCCUGCCUGGCCCCCUUUUCAUCACAGCAACUAACAGCGCAUAAUUUAUCCUAAAUGAACAAUUGGCUGGUUCAUAUAUUACUUCCUGACUUUGCAGUCAAAUCCCAGCUCAGUGAGCAUGCGAGUUGGUUAAUGACUGUGUCUUAAUAACAAGAGAUUCACAAGGGUAUUUCCUGUUCACAGAGCAUCAGUCACUAAAAGCUAUUUCCCCCAUUUUGUGUGUUUUUCUUCACCACUUUGAGUUUUUAAUGUGUGGCAGGGCCUCAGGUUUGUUGACUUUUUUUCCAUUAAGUUGGCAGUGUUUGUGUGUGAGCUAAACUGACACCCAACCUCUCCAUAUUAGUAGUCCCCUGUAACUCAGUUGGUAGAGCAUGGCGCUUGCAAUGCCAGGGUUGUGGGUUCGUUUCCCACGGGGGGCCAGUAUGAAAAUGUAUGCACUCACUAACUGUAAGUCGCUCUGGAUAAGAGCGUCUGCUAAAUGACUAAAAUAUAAAUGUAAAUAUUACAUUUUGCUCCAGUGUAUUAAGAUAUACAAAGAGAUAUUUAAAACAGAAUGAAAAUAAUAAAGUCUGUAUGUGUCUAACCAUCACUCAUCAAACUGUGUACAGGGAGGGGCCACUCAAUUCAUGUUGCCCGCCACCCAUAAACUAUUGUUGCAAAAAAGCCAGUUAUUAUUCUUUAGCAUUUCGGUUAAUUCAUUUCGGUUCAUUCAUGGCUGUUAUGGAGGCCGAAGCUCACUGAUAUAACGGAGCAAGAUUGAGAAACACUUGACCAUGUAACAUUGAAGUAUCAUUAUGCCUAUAUCUGAGUCUGAGGACAUGUAGCGAACCAGAGGUUGUGCUGUGGGACUAAUUUCCCUUUGAGGCGUUCACUCCUUAUAAUUAAGCAACAGAGGAUGGACCUUCCCUCUUUCUAAAAUAGAAGCUCCUUGCAUGGUUUUGCUUGCACAGCUGAAAUAAAAACAAAACCUCCCUCUUGCACUUUAUUGCCGUUUUCUCUGCUCUGCAGGGCUCUACACUGACCUUUUUUUUUUUACAAGGAGCACAUAUGCGCCUAAGUUGGAAAAUGUUUGUGUACACAAAGACAUUUAGGAGCACAAUCACAAAUAUUUGAUGUAAUAAAGCUAGAAUCCUUAAUUUUUAAGAAUUGCACAGGAAAAUAUUUAGGUGCUUAUGUGAGUAAAACGGUCAAACUGUAGAGCCCUGCUUUGGUUGUAUAGUUUUACCCUUCUCUAUUUCUCUAAUCUAUUUCAGUGGAUCCUUUUAAGACGCUGGUAUGUUUUAUAGAGGGAUACCCACUGUUACUUGACUGUAGGUUAUUGGUUAUUGAUGGGUUCUGCCAGUGUGUUACAGUGAAUGCUGGCAGUGAAAGUAAACAUGACACACUCACACAGUGCCACCUGUCCUUGCUUUACAAAAUAAGAUUGUCACCUCCUCUCACUCAACUGGCCUACAAACAGUUUAGCCUACAGUGAAUCUCAGGUUUGAUUUUACACCAUGGUCUAUGUUCUGAUCUUUAGUUGAUGGCUCUGUGAGGGUGGCCCUGAAUGGAGAGACUUUGGCUUUGUUUGUCGUCCUCCCAGCUCCUCGGCAGUGUUGCUAUGCGACUUGAAUGUGACCCAUUCAAAUGGGUCUCUGAUUGAAUGGUCCAUUCAAGUCCACAUCACACUGACCAGACAGAGGACCACAGCGGGGCUUACUCAUCUCAACAAAUCAGCUCAACAGUCCUCCUCUCUCUUCCAUCUUCCUCACUCUCUCUCUCUGUUCAUCUGUCCUCCUCCACCUCCUCCCUUAAUUUCUGUAGCUCUCUGUUUAUCUCUCUGUCCUCCUCAGAUUCUCUCUUCAUCCCUGGCUGGAUCCUUUGCUGGCUGCCCAACUCUAAUUAGAUAGUGAACAGUCUGCUUGCGUUUCUCCCUCUUCUCUCUGAAUGUUUUUAUUUUUCUCCUCCUCUAGGCCUAGUUCUCUCUCUCUCUCUCUCUCCCCCCACUCUCUCUCUCUCUCUCUCUUACUCUCUCUCUUUGUAUGUGACUUGUGUUUCUGGAGUGUGUAUGGAUGUCCAAACAUAGAUGACCAACAUUGACUGUCUUGUUGAGGCUACUCGCUGACACACUGUCACCUUUAUUACACACAUUCAUCUGAACUGUAGGCAUCUGUAAUGAUAGUUAGACAGGUACUGUAAUAGAUUUUCCACUGUUGUUUUCUCAGCAGGAGAAUGUGAGCUGAGGCCUCUCCUGAGGCGGUGGGGAAAUGUGCCUGGCAGUGGUGUUUGCAUGAGGCAAAGCUAACUCUCUGUACACUUCUCACCUCUCUAGGCCCACAUACUCCUGCUGUCCUCAGUCUCUCUUCACAACUUAGUUUGUUAGCACAAUAGUUCUGCUCUGUUAAUCACACAACCUAUGCUAAUAUGGGCAAAGUCAUGAGUUUCUCAAAAGGAGGUGUUCUAUCGCUAUCCAUCAACAAUGUGUUGGUGUUACUGGCGCACUGUACUUUACUAUUGUACACUAGAAUGCAGGUGGAAUGCUGAAGCGUAUCUGUCCCUUUAACGGCUCUCUUUGUGUUGUAACUGAGGCAUUUCUCCCUAGUCUCGUGUGACUUAGAGAGGAUUGUGAUAAUCACUGUAUACAUAGACCAUGGUGGGUUUCUCUGAGUCUGUGCCCCUCGCCACCAGCUGUCCAAACUGUGAUCUGGUCUGCUAUGUGCUGUACACAAACCCAGGAGGCCUGCUUUGAAAACUACAAAAACACAGGAAGAAAUGCCAGGUUGUGGUUAGUCAGGUCAGUUGGCAGGUCUGAUCACAUGACUAGCCGUAUUCGCUUUAGGGUUUUGUGGACUUAGUCAAAAAGGAGAACCUCAUCCUAGGAAGUGUUUGUUUCCUCCAGUAUGGUCACAUGAUAUACAUGUUUUUGACAUGCCAAUCACAAAUAGGAUAGGCCUUGUGACUAUUCUGGAUCUGUGUUACCACUGGUCACAUGAUAGACCCCGACCUUGGCCAACUGACAUUUAUCUGAAUAGGCAUUGAAAGUAGCCAACUCUGUGAUAAAAAGAGAGUGCUGUGAUGUAAGCGGUUGAUGACAUGAGCACAGUACUGUUUGUUAGAUGCUGUGGUAACCCAGGUUACUUACUGGCAGAGUUGCAGUCCAGUGGGGGUUAAAGGUUGCAGUCCAGGCUGUGUGUAGAUGUACUGUACUCUUGUGUCAGACCCGUCAGCAUUCUGCCUCCCCAAAAGAGGAGUUAACUCAUCAAGUCUGCAGAUUAUUAGACCCAGCUGUGGAAGUAAACACAGUAGUGAUGGAUUGGGGUGAUGGUGGUCGGUAGCUGCCUUGUCCCAGAAUUACGAGAGACCACCUAUUUUUUCAGUCUCUCUCUCUGUUCCUUGUCUGAUCUUAAUCCAUGCUGAGAAGCAUGACAGUAGAACUCCACCCUACUAUCCCCACUCCCCAUCUCCAAUAAGACUCACAGGCCAUAACGCUUUAUUGUUACAUUCUUGUGCAUACAUUAAAUAACUUGUGAUGCAGUGACAACGGUUAUAUAAUGUAGCUUGUAAACAAUGUUUUACAUGGAAACAGGCAAGAACAAAUAGGCCUAGCCUUGGACGUAAUUCAUAAGUAACAUGUUCAAUUUUGUUUAUUUGUCAUAUACAAGAAGUAGCCUACACAAUAACCAUCAGCAUUUCAUUUCACUGUGUACUCCAUGUGUAUAUGAAUGUACGGCCAGGCUCUAAUUUGAAUGUACGGCCAGGCUCUAAUUUGAAUGUACGGCCAGGCUCUAAUUUGAAUGUACGGCCAGGCUCUAAUUUGAAUGUACGGCCAGGCUCUAAUUUGAAUGUACGGCCAGGCUCUAAUUUGAAUGUACGGUCAGGCUCAAAUUUGUUCAUAGACAAUGCAGCGCAUAAUCUGAAUGAAUGCAUCAAAAGAAACCAGCUAAAUAGACAGUGACAGAUUACAGUUGGGCUGAAUGGGUUAAGCUCAUGCUGACUCUCAGAGGAAAAACUGUCAUUUUGACAUGUGAGGAUCCUGUUUGCAGUGCUGGGCCUGGUUUUCUUUGGCUGUUCCCUGCCUGUCCUACGGUAACCCUCUGCAAAGCAGCUCCAGCUGUUAUGGGCGGGCUGGCCUAUAGUCUAGCGACGCUGCAGUGUCACUCACAACCAUACUGCCACGAUAUUAAACCAGAGGGAAUCACCACUGCACUGCAUUCAUGUACUAGUCCAUCAUACAGUCUCUUCUACUUUAGUUCUUUUCUUCAUGCAUUGGUAAAUUCAUGCUUAAUCUAUCAUGGAAAGUCAGGAAUUUUGCACUGUGCAAAGGUAGUAGCUUUAUUCAUUGAACUGGUCAUUCUUUAGAUUUGAAAUGUUUGAGAGAGACAAUGGUUUGCCAUAAACAUUCAUGUCCAUCAAUGUUGCCAGCGAGGUUGAGAGCUCAUUACUGUCAGACCUCUUAGGUCCCUGUUCAGUGACACAGGAAACGGCAACAUCAAUAAAAACAACGUGAAUGGUUUAGUCCAGAAACUUACGGCCUAGUUUAGGACUGGGUACACCUGUCUUUGAUAAAGAGGGGUUUUGAUCUGAAUGUAAAACUUGAGAGGAGGACCUCGAUCCAUCAAGCAGCCUUACUAACCAAAGCAGUCUCUGUCCGUUUGAGGCUGGGCUCAGUUAAACGUUUAUGCUGGGCUCUCAGUUCUCUUAAUGGCAGAUCGUUUUCCCAAGAGGAGGACAACUAGGCCCAUCUGAUCCCCAUUCUCAGGCUCUGGCUCAUGGGGUUUCCCUGGCAAGCCUAUAGUGCAUGGGCUGAGUCUGUGAACUCUCACUGAAUGGCCAGAGAGAGAGAGAAUGAUCCUGGAGUAGAAACAGUCAGCUGUGUGUGUGACUCAUGGGCUCUUUUUAUAUUUAAAAAAAAAUACCUCUUGGAGCCGUGUGCAUCUGUUUGUGAGGAGGAGAGGAAAGUCCUGUAAAUGGAGGGAACUCUCUUUGGUUCAGACACCAGGUUGUUGUCAGGCUGUGGGUGUUUGUGUUUGGUCCUGAGAUGCUACUGGAACCAAAGAGGGGUUAAAGGGUGAUGAAAGGGUAGAGGUCACAACAGGCUACUAGGCCUAUAGGUUAGGGAACAGAGUGUUGUGUUGACCUCCUCUGUCAUGAAGAGGUCUAGCUAUUCUCUGACAGGUAUUUCCAUCACCCUGACCCAACGCCUCAGACUCAGGCUGGAAUGUGGGGAUCAUUAGAGCCAAUCCGAGGGCCUGAGAGGAGAAAUGCACAGAUCACUCUCCAGCAGCGUAACAGGAUGCCUCUGGCUGGAUGGCAGAAACCAGAAUGAGACUAGGAGAUAGACAUCUCAGUAUGUGAUCAUUCCACUUCCAUAGCACAUUUUCCCCAGCUUCAUUCAUGUCAUAUUACUUUGUCAUCAGCCCAUGUUUUGUUUCAUCGCUAUAAGACUUAAAAUAACUUUGGUUAACACUCACACCUUCUAUUUCUGUCCCUUUUAGGCCGUUCUACCUCUUUUCCUUGAAACCUCAAUGUCAUGGUUAAUGUUACUUCCUGUUUGUCAUCGUCAGGGGAGAUUGUGGUGAACGAAGUGAGCUUUGUGAGGAAGUGCAUCGGAGCAGACAGCAGCCACGAUGACCUGUGGGGGAAGCUGAUAUGCACCAACUUCAAGGUUUCCUUCAUCACCCAUGAUGCCCUCCCCAAGCAGGUAUGUUUUCAAUGUGAGUGCACUCCAGUGGAGGCUGCUGAGGGGAGGACGGCUGGAGCGAAUGGAAUGGCAUCAAACACAUGGAUACCAUUCCACUGAUUCCGCUCCAGCCAUUACCACAAGCCCCUCCUCCCCAAUUAAGGUGCCACCAACCUCCUGUGGUGCACUCUCUAUGUGUGCCUCUCUCUCAAAAAUGACUGUAGCUCUAUGGGCUGGUUACCCGGACACGGAUUAAUCCUAGACAAUCUCCAUUCAAAUGAAUUUUUAGUCCAGGACUAGUCUUAAUCUGUGUCCCGGGAAACUUGCCCUACAUGAUCACAUGUGAGUUUAUUGUAGGUUUAUUGGAGAAGGUGUGGUCAAGGUUGUCACAUGAUAAGCAGCAUGUGAGAUAGGCCAUGUGGGAGGUCUGUUGUGAAAUACCCAUCAACAAAAAGGUUUGUAGGACACUGCCGUCUUUCUUCCAGUGUCAGCUUUCAGAUGUUUUAUGUGACUUCCCACACUGUGCUUAUAGACCACCUGUUUUGUGUUAAGCUUAUUUUGAUGCCUUUGCCUCUUAAACAACUUAAGUGAGUCAUCCCAGACAUGUUUACUUGAAAAAUGAAAGUUUAUAGGACUCAUGGACGGAUUGCACUAUUCUUGGACAUCCUGCCUUGAUCUUAAUGGUCCUUAUUGAUUGCAAAAUAUUGCAAAAUUGUGGAUUUGCCUUUUCAGUUCAAAUGGGGUAACUUUUAGAUUCACACAUUUGCUUGAAAGUUGUCAAUGAUCUCCAUUCAUCAGCUGAUCCCAUGUUAAUCAUUACAUUUCACUGAAAUACAAAAACGACAGUAUCAUCAUCAGUGUUCCUGGCAGAGCAUUUCCAGAUGGUUCAAAUGUUCUCUUCUCAGCUGUUGAUAACAUGUGGUGCAGUCCCACUCCGCUCCAGUUAAAACCUCUGGUCUCCCUGGCACUAUUGUGUGCUUUUGCCCCAGGUACCUCCACUCCUCACCAUGUUGUGUUCUGUUGUCUCCUCAGAGGUUCCAGGUUGCCAACCGGCUGCUUGGAGAGCACGAUGUUCCCCUGGCGUGUGUGGAGCAAGUUGUGACAGGUAAGACCAUGUGCCAUUAUGUUAACCAUGGUGACGAGAUGGUAAACAAACUCAAACAGCCAUCUCCACCAAAAGUAGCCUGCUCAUAUGACACUGGCAGUCCCUUUAGUCCAGAAAUAAAGAGCAGUUUAGGUUCCUGACAGGCCAUGUUGUUUUUUUAAUAGCCAGUGUAAAAUAAUUGACCUAUGAAACGCAUUGCCCCCGACGAUUCUGUCUCUAUGACAGAUAUCGUGGAUUUUGUCAGACCCCGCACACUUCUUGGACUGCUACGGCUGUAAUGCUUCAUCUAUACCCAGCUGUUGAAUUAUGAAUGCACAAUGGGCAGGUUGUGCUCUCCUCCUCUGAAAUCCCCUUGAAUGUUUUUUCUGAUGGCUGAGGGACCAGUUGGAUCUCUCAGAUACAAUCAUGUCCCAUCUGGCUGACCCCAGUCUCUGUGUUUAGGUUUUAUUUGACUGUCCUGUACCAGGCUGAUUUUAGACACACACCAUUGACUGAAACCAGUUUUGGUGGCUGCCUGCCUUCUCCCCCUGGUCACCAAUCCGUUUUUAGUAUCUCCAUAGAUGAGGUCAUAGCCCAGACAGAGGGCCCUGGGCCUGGCUGAAAAGCCUGGUCACGAUUAACCUUGUUUGUGUAACUCAUAGCCUCACUCUGCUGACAUGGCUGGGAGCGUGGGGCUGUUGUGCUGAGCUGAUAGAGCAUGAAGCAAUGUUUUCUACUCAUUACGCCCUCAAACAAAGGUCCUUUAUGAGAGCCUUGGCUUGGCAAAAACACUGACCCAACGCUCCACCCACCACUCUGUAAUGGACAAACAGAGACAAGGCAUAGGUCUUGUCCUUGUCUGGUAAGUUAGUGAAGGUGUGUGCAGGUGGUGGUACACAGGCCAAGGCUGGAUUCCUGGUGUGCCAUGGAAACAUGCAUAUCAUCCCCUACUGAACAAAAAUAUAAACGCAACAUGCAACAAUUUCAAGAUUUUACUGAGUUACAGUUCAUAUAAGGAAAUCAGUCAAUUGAAAUAUAUUAAUUAGGCCCUAAUCUAUGGAUUUCACAUGACUGGGCAGGGGCGCAGCCUGGGGUGGGCCUGGGAGGGCAUAGGCCCACCCACUUGGGAGCCAGGUCCACCCACUGGGGUGCCAGGCCCAGCCAAUCAGAAAUAGUUUUUCCCCACAAAAGGGCUUUAUUACAGACAGAAAUAUUCCUCAGUUUCUUCAGCUGUCCGGGUGGCUGAUCUCGACGAUCCCGCAGGUGAAGAAGCCGGAUGUGUCCUGGGCUGGCAUGGUUACAGGUGGUCUGCGGUAUUUAGUCCGGUUGGACAUAUUGCCAAAUUCUCUAAAACGACGUUGGAGGCAGCAUAUGGUAGAGAAAUAUCAUUCAAUUCUCUGGAAACAAUGGUGGUGGACAUUCCUGCAGUCAGCAUGCCAAUUGCACACUCUGUCAAAACUUGAGGGCAUUGUGUUGUGUGACAAAACUGCACAUUUUAGAGUGGCCUUUUAUUGUCCCCAGCACAAGGUGCACCUGUGUAAUGAUCAUGCUGUUUAAUCAGCUUCUUGAAAUGCCACACCUGUCAGGUGGAUGGAUUAUCUUGGCAAAUGAGAAAUGCUCACUAACAGGGAUGUAAACAAAUUUGUGCACAACAUUUUUGACAAAUAAGCUUUUUGUGUGUAUGGAACAUUUCUAGGAUCUUUUAUUUCAUCUCAUGAAACAUGGGACCAACACUUUACAUGUUGCAUUUAUAAUUUUGUUCAAUAUAUUUAAGAGGGUGAAAUAAACAGUUGAGUCUUGUGAGCCACUGGAAAAUGUUUUACCAUAUGUUAUACUCGAGGAACCUCUGAAAAAGAUGCUUCUGUAUUCAGAAUAACAGAAGUAUAUUUCGAGUACUAUGCCAGAAAGGGAUGUCCGGACAUGAAGAAUGAGGUUCCUCAUUUGUUUUUAGACAGCUGAAGUCUAUUGGAUCAAUUUCAGUUCCUACUUGAUUGAAUUUCUCUGAAGCUCUGUGGUGACAUAGAUACUCGGUUUUUCUGUGGGAAGCUGCCCACUUCACACAUUUUACAUUUACCCCACACUAUACUAGUGUUGUCCCAGAUCUGUACUGUAUGUGCUUUAGCCCAACUCCUCUACAAAACAUUAGGCCUACAGACCUGGGUCCAGGCUACUACUGUUACUAUUUGACUCUCCAUUCGCCCUAAUAAGCACUGUCUCACCCCUGGUCUUUGUUCUGGGUUUGUUCCUCUCAGUGAACGAUGCUAAGGGGAAGCAGAAGGUUCUGGGAUCUAACCAGAAGCUGAAGUUUAAUCCCACCGAGCUCAUCCUUUACUGCAAGGACUUCCGAAUCAUCAGGUUCCGCUUCGACGAGGCUGGGCCCCAGAGUGCCAAGAAGGUUUGUGAUAUAAGCUUUUUGAACAAAAUGGACACUUGAUGUAUAAACACAAUAUAAAUUGACGUGGUGUUGACUCUUGAAUUGAACCUGAGGCUAGAUACCAGCCAUCUGGCAUGGUAAUCCUCCAACUCAACUCCGGCUCACCACUACAGUGGAUUAGUUUCUAAGAGGAUUUCACUGGUAAUUCACUGUGGAAUGGAAUGCCUCUGCUGUCAGUAUAGCUGUUCCCAAAAGACUGCCACUGUCAGAUUUUAAAUAUUUUUUAAUCAUCUCUUACUAGCCUACAUGAUUAUCAGAGUUAAGUCCCAUUAUGUGAGUAUGAUAGCAAACAUGCUGGCAAUGACACUAGUUAAUCAUUCAUUUUGGAUGAGUAAAAAUGCCAUGUGUACUAUGUCCUCUUCUCCCAGAAAACCAAACAGGACUGUAUGUGUAUGGUAACCCCAUUGACAACCACACUGAGGUGACUUUUGGAGAGCGUCUCCUUGAAGCGUUCUGGGGCCAUGUAGGCUGCCCUGUAUCCACCUUUCUAUGCCUUUCCUCCUCUCUCCACCCCUCUUCUCCUCUCUCCACCCCUCUCCACCCCUCUUCUCCUCUCUCCAUCCGGUUGAGCUGCUCUCUGAUGAGGGGAUUAGAGUCUAUCUCUCUUCCAUCUGGCUGGGAGCCUGAGAUUGGCCAGAAUUAGCUCAGUCUGACUCAGGAAGAGUCAGGGUGGCGUUGUCAGCAUGUUAUUAACAGAUUGUAUUGCUUUACAUUUGUAUUGCCUUUUAAGGCACUGUUCUCUAAUAACUUUUUUUCCAAGUAAGAGAACGAAGUCAAUGAGAUUAUGCUUAGAUAUGUGUACAGAAUGACUCGAUACACAUGUCAUGGAGCGCUGCACAACAGCUGUUGUUGCUAGGCAACCUACGUAGAAACUAGUGUAAAAUGAACCUUCCUCAUUGUUACUCUGACUCAUCUCUCUGAGCGAGUGGUGGAUUAUAGUCACAGAUGUGUCAUGUCUUUAGAGUGGAACCAAAACACCGCUCUUCUGUACACAGCCCAUCUGAAAUUAGCCCACCCAACUACCUCAUCCCUAUAUUGUUAUUUAUUUUUGCUCUUUUGCACCCCAGUAUCUCUAUUUGCACAUAAUCUCUUGCACAUCUAGCAUUCCAGUGUUAAUACUAUUGUAAUUAUUUUGCACUAUAGCCUAUUUAUUGCCUUACCUCCAUAACUUGCUACAUUUGCACACACUGUAUAAAUAUUUUCUGUUGUAUUUUUUACUUUAUGUUUUUUACCCCAUAUGUAACUCUGUGUUGUUUUUAUCGCACUGCUUUGCUUUAUCUUGGCCAGGUCGCAGUUGUAAAUGAGAACUUGUUCUCAACUGGCUUACCUGGUUAAAUAAAGGUGGAAAAAAAAAAGGGCCCCAGUACAGCAUGUGAAGAGUCGUGGGCGAGGUGUGUUGGUGGUUUGUUUUCCUCAAUGCUUGUUUUUGUUUGGUGUGAGGAAACAACGGCUUCCCUAAUUUCUGACAGCAAAGCCAACAAACUAACAGGCCUGGUAAGAUCAUUCACCUGGAGUUACCGAGCCCUGUCGGCCUGUUGAGCUCAUGCUGGAAAAUGUGAGGCAGUGAGAAGGAGCAGGGGAGAAGGGGGCCGGGUAGGAGGCGAGAAGGGGGCCGGGUAGGAGGGGAGAAGGGGGCCGGGUAGGAGGCGAGAAGGGGGCCGGGUAGGAGGGGAGAAGGGGGCCGGGUAGGAGGGGAGAAGGGGGCCGGGUAGGAGGGUGAAGGAGUCACCCUGGAUAUAACCUGCCAGCCCCUUAGAACAUGUGAAGCCCGGAUAGAGAGGCUUUAAAGUCACCACAAAACCAACCAGGGAACAAAACGUCUAUUCAGCCCUCUAGUUUCUGAUCACUCUGCAAACACAGAUGCUGUUGCACCCCAGGUUCAGUUCCAAAGGUCUCAGAAGCCAGGGGGCUGGAAGUGAAUUCUAAUGUGUUAUGUGGAGGAAGGCCUCCAAGAGUUCUUAGCAGCAGCCCUGAGUCCUCUGCAUGGCCGUGGCAGGGAGACCGCAGACCUCAGUAUAUCUUCCUGACCGCCUGCUUCUAUGUACACACGCUGACCUUAGAUCUCCAGCCAGAGCGCAUGGUGCGUGCCACAUGGGAGCAGUUUAUGUCAGAGAAAGGGGGAGCUAGCGCUUGAAGCGCCUCAAUACACACCUGAAAGAUAUUGAGCUAAGAAGUAACUAUCAACAUUACCUGGCUACUCUGCCUUCCAGGGCUGUUAAAAAAAUAAAAAAUCUACAGAGACAUUAACAUCUUUGUUGGUUGGGUAACCCAUGACAAUUAGAUUUGUUCUGUCUUGGGCACUCUUAUGACAGCUGUUUUGAAGUCCAAUGGUAACUCCUGGUUGUUUACGAUUACACAUGGUGUUUUUUAAGAAUGGGUGUUUCUGCUGUAAGUAUUGGAAUGGUACAGAGUGGGAUUUAACUGCGAUCCCUCACUCCCUGUGUCUAUUUCUUCAUAGGGACACACAGUGUAAUUACUGUGGGGAGCUAAACCAGGGCUCGGUCCUUGUUUUUCUUUGUGACAUAUGGAAUGAAGCCAUUCUAUAAUAGCUUAUUAUACCGAAGGAAAUUACAGAGUUGGGAGCAGUGUCUCUCAAAUACACAUGCAGACGCGCGCACACACACAUACAUGAACACAAAAGUUCCUUCCUUGCGUCCUGUGUUUUGGUCGCAGCUCCUCCGGUGAAUGGACAGCAUUGUGUGAUUCUAUGCCACUGCCACUGACGGAAAGCAUAAAAAACUGCCAGACUUUCAAAUGUUUGCUUUGCUUUUCAAUGUUAGCCUUUUAUUAGAAAUAGAGCGACAUAAAUGAAUGUCUUAGUCACUCACUUAAAAUGAAAUACAGCACGUGGUGAAAUUACUUGUAUUUUUAUUAAUGGUGAAAUUCAAGGUUGAAAAUAAAUUUGACUCUUCAUAGUAUUCCUGUGUGAGGGUUCUAUCUACCCAUCAAGGUGCAGAAAACAUGAUUUAGUGCCUCAGCUGUUGAGAAUGUCUGGGCUAAAUAAUAAAUUCUGCUCUUUAAAUGGUGGGAUUUUGUAGCAACGGUAGAGGCCCCUUGUAGCCAAGCCACAGCUUGAAGUGUUAUUGAAAGUUCCCAUGCAGGUUCCUGAGUCUUUAGCCAGUAACAGCAUCUCCUCCAAAUGAAUAAAAACAACUCCUGAAACAGGUGAACAGAAAAACAUUCUGGCCGUGGUCAGCAGACUCCGAGGCAGCCAGAACGUGCCUCAGAAUGCAUUUCAAAGACACAAAUCAUUGAAAAGGGACAGCAUAUCCUAUGGAGUCACUGAAAACUGUCUUCAUUCACAAUACAGAAUUAUCUGGCGUCACGUCUCAAAGAUUCUAGCAGACCAUCUCCCUUAGAUUGUAUUGUUGGGGCCAGGAGUUUUUCCAGACUCCCUGACCUGACAAGUGGUGCAUUUCCAUACAGGAUUUACCCCAGUGUUUUACCCAAAAGGCUCAGACUUUUCUGUUUCCAUCUAUGCGUGCCGGCACCCGUGUCUCACUGGGCCAUGGCUCCGGCAGAUCUGCUCUCACCUGGGGCCAAAGCCAGGCCACUGGUACUUUUCAGGUUGCAAUUACAUAACAAUGGUUAACUAUGAACUUUAACACCUUCUCACAAAGCAAGUCCUCACUGCUAGCCCUAGCUAUGGAAACAAUGUCCCUAGUAUAAGAUAAAGGCAUAUACACUAGUGUAACACUGGUGUUACAGUCAAAAAGCAGCAAAGGAAAACUUCCAGGCUCCAGUUUUAGGCUAUAACUAUGCCCUACAGUGCAUUCGGAAAGUGUUCAGACCCCUUUACUUUUUCCACAUUUUGUUACAGCCUUAUUCUCAAAUGGAUGAAAUAGUAUUUUUCCCUCAUCAAUCUACACACAAGACCCCAUAAUGACAAAGCAAAACACAGGUUUUUAGAAAUUUUUGCAGAUGUAUAAAAAAAUUAACAGAAAUAUCAAAUUUACGUAAGUAUUCAGACCCUUUACUCAGUACUUUGUUGAAGCACCUUUGGCAAUGAUUAAAGGCUCAAGUCUUCUUGGGUAUGACGCUACAAGCUUGGCACACCUGUAUUUGGGGAGUUUUUCCCAUUUUUCUCUGCAGAUCCUCUCAAGCUCUGUCAGGUUGGAUGGGGAGCGUCGCUGCACAGACAUUUUCAGGUCUCUCCAGAGAUGUUCGAUCGGCUUCAAGUCUGGGCUCUGGCUGGGCCACUCAAGGACAUUCAGAGACUUGUCCCGAAGCCACUCCUGCGUUGUCUUGGCUGUGUGCUUAGGGUCGUUGUCCUGUUGGAAGGUGAACCUUCGCCCCAGUCUGAGGUCCUGUACGCUCUGGAGCAGGUUUUCAUCAAGGAUCUCUUUGUACUUUGCUCCGAUCAUAUUUGCCUCAAUCCUGACUUGUCUCCCAGUCCCUGCCGCUGAAAAACAUCCCCUCAGCAUGAUGCUGCCACCACCAUGCUUCACCGUAGGGAUGGUGCCAGGUUUCCUCCAGACGUGACGCUUGGCAUUCAGGCCAGAGUGUUAAAUCUUGGUUUCAUUAGACCAGAGAAUCUUGUUUUCUCAUGGUCUGAGAUUCUUUAGGUGCCUUUUUGCAAACUCCAAGCGGGCUGUCAUGUGCCUUUUUACUGAGGAGUGGCUUCCGUCUGGCCACUCUACCAUAAAGGCCUGAUUGAUGGAAUACUGCAGAGAUGGUUGUCCUUCUGGAAGGUUCUCCCAUCUCCACAGAGGAACUCUAUCACUCUGUCAGAGUGACCAUCGGGUUCUUGGUCACCUCCCUGACCAAGGCCCUUCUCCCCCGAUUGCUCAGUUUGGCCGGGCGGCCAGCUCUAGGAUGAGUCUUGGUGGUAUCAAACGUAUUCUAUUUAAGAAUGAUGGAGGCCGCUGUGUUCUUGGGGACCAUCAAUGCUGCAGACAUGUUUUGGUACCCUUCCCCAGAUCUGUGCCUCGACACAAUCCUGUCUCGGAGCUCUAUGGACAAUUCCUUUGACCUCAUGGCUUGGUUUUUGCUCUGACAUGCACUGUCAACUGUGGGACCUUUAUAUAGACAGGUGUGCCUUUCCAAAUCAUGUCCAAUCAAUUGAAUUUACUACACUCCAAUGAAAUUGUAGAAACAUCUCAAGGGUGAUCAAUGGAAACCGGAUGCACCUGAGCUCAAUUUCGAUUCUCAUAGCAAAGGGUCUGAAUACUUAUAUAAAUAAGGUAUUUCUGAAAACCUGUUUUCGCUUUGUCAUUAUGGGGUAUUGUGUGUAGAUUGCUGAGGAAAAACGUUAAUGCUAUCCAUUUUAGAAUAAGGCUGUAAUGUAACAAAAUGUGGAAAAAGUCAACGGGUCUGAAUACUUUCCGAAUGCACUGUAUGUACUGUAUAUUUGCCUGGACCUGUUCAGUUCCUUCCUUUUGAAGUCAUGUGUGUUGCCCCACCCUGUGAUUUAAGGUUUGCCUGGCCAUCGCUCACUACUCCCACCCCGCAGAUCCCCAGCUGCUGUUUGGUUUUGAGUACGUAGGGAAGCAAUACUACGGAUCUUUGGGUAGGUACACAGUACACUGGUUAAUCAUCUGGUUCUGAGUGAAAAGGCUUUGACACACCCUUAUUCCCUGUGACCUGCCAAACUGUUCAAGCUAUCAAUAGCAUCCCCACUGUACAUGUCUUGACAUGUGAGGAACCUAAAGGAAAACAUGCUGAAUACACUGUUAACACAACAAUGUGAUCGAUUGAGUUUUGUUGAAACACUGGGGCAUUGGUUGUAUCAAAUGUGGCUCUUCAAUAAAGAACAGAUAUUUACAAUUGUUGCAAUGUUUGAGUUGAAGGAAACACAGCAAGCAGGUGUGUGUCUUUAAUUUGCAUGCGCUCACUGUUACAUGUGAAGGGGAGCGAGUUAAUGGAGGAGAUCCCGGAGGAGGACUGCAGAUACCCCUAUUUGACCGGCCCUCUGAAUGGGACAGAGAGAUCAAGAGAACGGGUGCAGCAGAGUGGAGGGUGUGCUCCAUCAAUGAGGGCUACGUUGUCUCACCCAGGUGGGGCCCACAUAGUUUAGGGGAGUGGGGAGGGAGGGUUCUGCAGGCCUGAGCUCAUUUUCUAAAUGACAUCAUGGAUUAUUACCAGAUUUGGAUUAUGAUUAACAUAGCUCAUUAGAGUGUCUUAAUCCUCAUCAGGCAUAACGGUAACGCUUUAUGUAAUACACUUAGGUAAUGGCUUACAUUAACACUUUAUGUAAUAUAAUCUUUGUUGAGAUGGAAAUGUAGUAAUUGCUGCACUUGCUGCCACAGAUUUGAGGUUAGAUCUUUUCAUAUUGUGGUGAACCAUUCAGAAUCUGCUGUGGCUAAUAUGGCGCCUGACUCAAUGACAUAAAAUGUUAACCUCUUGUCCAUUUGGAGCAACUCUGCAUAUUUCCCUCCUAUCUUUCUCUCUCCAGUCUCCCAGAGUACUUUGUGGUCCCAGUGUCCCUGGCGGAUCAAGACCUGAAGCAGUACUUAUGUUUUUUCACUGCUCGGCCGCAUCCCUGUGAGUGGCCGGCCUCUUUCAUCCCCAGAAAACAACAGCUUUUGCUUAAUAAAAGCCUUUCUCACUGUUUUAGACAGAAUUCCCUAGACAGACCAUUUCUAUCAAUUAUUAAUGACUCUGAUUUGUUAAGUGCUUUGAGAGGAGUGACAAUGCAUUUCAGCGUAUGUGAGUGUUUGUAAGUGAGAGAACGAGGGAGACUUUGUGUGUGACUGCUGAACCAUGACAAGCUGGUGUGUGUGUGUGUGUUUCCCCAAGUUGUGGUGCUGGAAUCACCCCAACGGGAGUGCCCUGGUGCGCAUGGCCAGCAUCAGUGACCCACUGCAGCAGAGGAAGCUGGACCAGAGGUACAAUAAGACUGAAUAGAAUAUCAAUGAAUACAUUUGUAUUUGUUGAUGUUUUCAUAUUGUUUACUACAAUCAUCUGUUUUCAAUUUUCCUUUCAAAUAGUGUGAUUAUCAUGUCAGCACUGUGAUUUGUUCUUUUGGCAUAACUGACAAGCGAGAUUGCCAAACUAUUCUGUCCAGACUCGCAGUACCAAAGAUAAGUAAAUAAACUGCUUGUCAAAUAAGCAGUGCUGUUAAGACCAUUUCCAACAGUCUUUUCCUGCUCUGUGCUGUGGUAGGAUAUGUAGUGCCAUAACAAAGAGCCACCCACAGCGCAGUGACGUCCUCAAGUCUGACCUGGACAAGAACCUGCCCAACAUCCAGGACAUCCAGGCUGCCUUUGUCAAAGUGCGGCAGAUCUGUGUCAUCGGUAAGUUGGAGGAAUUGAAAUGUUGGGCCUCCCGAGUGGCUCAGCGGUCUAAGGCACUGCAUCGCAGUGCUUGAGGCGUCACUACAGCCCCGGGUUCGAUCCCAGGCUGUGUCACAGCCGGCCGUGACCGGGAGACCCAUGAGGCGGCACACAAUUGGCCCAGCGUCGUCUGGGUUAGGGGAGGGUUUGGCCAGCCGGGAUUUCCUUGUCCCAUCGCGCUCUAGCGACUCCUUGUGGUGGGCUGGGCGCCUGCAAGCUGACUUCGGUCGCCAGUUGGAUGGUGUUUCCUCUGACACAUUGGUGCGGCUGGCUUCCGGGUUAAGCGAGCAGUGUGUCAAGAAGUAGUGCGGCUUGGCAGGGUCGUGUUUUGGAGGACGCAUGGCUCUCGACUUUCGCCUCUCCCGAGUCCGUAGGGUAGUUGCAGCGAUGGGACAAGACCGUAACGACCAAUUGGAUAUCACGAAAUUGGGGAGAAAAAGGGGUAAAAGUAAAAAUAAUAAAAUAUAUAUAUAUAUAAUAAUAAUACAAAAUAUAUAAUGAAUAUGUGAUAAAAAAAAAUCCUAAGUCGUUUUUUAAUGAAGGCACUUUGUUGUUCUUAGGCUUUUAUUGCUGCUCUUAGGGAUUCUGAAAGCUCUUUGGAUGUUUCACUGUGUGUUUGUUUGUGUGCAGAGCCCUUUGAGGAGUCUGAGGAGAAGUGGCUGUCGUCCAUGGAAAGCUCUCGAUGGCUGGAGUAUGUCAGGUAUGUAGAAAUAUUUAGUCGCCACUGGCGUUCAGAGCCCUGCAAAAUGACCUCCAGCAGGCCACAAAUGUGCAUGUGUCUGCUCAAACGGUCAGAAACAGACUCCAUGAGGGUGGUAUGAGGGCCCGACGUCCACAGGUGGGGGUUGUGCUUACAGCCCAACACCGUGCAGGACGUUUGGCAUUUGCCAGAGAACACCAAGAUUGGCAAAUUCGCCACUGGCGCCCUGUGCUCUUCACAGAUGAAAGCAGGUUCACACUGAGCACAUGUGACAGACGUGACAGAGUCUGGAGACGCCGUGGAGAACGUUCUGCUGCCUGCAACAUCCUCCAGCAUGACCGGUUUGGCGGUGGGUCAGUCAUGGUGUGGGGUGGAAUUUCUUUGGGGGGCCGCACAGCCCUCCAUGUGCUCGCCAGAGGUAGCCUGACUGCCAUUAGGUACUGAGAUGAGAUCCUCAGACCCCUUGUGAGACCAUAUGCUGGUGCGGUUGGCCCUGGGUUCCUCCUAAUGCAAGACAAUGCUAGACCUCAUGUGGCUGGAGUGUGUCAGCAGUUCCUGCAAGAGAAAGGCAUUGAUGCUAUGGACUGGCCCGCCCGUUCCCCAGACCUGAAUCCAAUUGAGCACAUCUGGGACAUCAUGUCUCGCUCCAUCCACCAACGCCACGUUGCACCACAGACUGUCCAGGAGUUGGCGGAUGCUUUAGUCCAGGUCUGGGAGGAGAUCCCUCAGGAUACCAACCGCCACCUCAUCAGGAGCAUGCCCAGGCGUUGUAGGGAGGUCAUACAGGCACGUGGAGGCCACACACACUACUGAGCCAUGAAGUUUAGUUUAGAAAAGUACUAGCAUUGACAAACGCUCCAGCUGGUUCUCUCUCUCUCUCUACCAUCUGGUGUAUAUAUUAGUCCUUUUAUUUACACUUUUUAAUGGUGGUAAUAUUUACAGAACAAGUACAGGAUCAUUUUGGUUGGACUCAGCUUUUGGGCAGAGUUAAUGAAUGUCGUACUUAAGAAGAUGUAUGUGUAAAUGUUACAUAUUUGUGCCUAGAGUAAAGUCAACUGUAUCCUUUCAUAUUCCUGGCUCCAGGGCCUUCCUGAAGCAUUCAGCCGAGGUAGUCUACUUGCUGGAGGGAAAACAUGUGUCUGUCAUUCUGCAAGGUAAAGAAACACAUGGUUUUGUCCUUUAGUUGUUUGUCUGUCUGUCUGUUUGCUGUCUGUGUGUGUCUUGUCUGUCUGUCUGCCUGUCUGUCUAACCUGUAUUUCUCACUUUUAUUUUCUCUCUCUCUCUCGUCUCUCUCCUCUCUCCAGAGGAAGAAGACCGGGACCUGAGCUGUGUGGUGUCCUCUCUGGUACAGCUGAUGCUGGACCCUCACUUCCGUAGCCUCGCUGGCUUCCAGAGCCUGGUGCAGAAGGAGUGGGUGAUGGCUGGCCAUCGGUUCCUCGACCGGUGCAACCAUUUGAAGAAGAAUGACAAAGAGGAGGUAGGCUCUGUCUAUUUGAUACUUGACAUGUUGCUUGACAUGGAGAUGUACUUUGAAAUGUCAUUGUUUUUGUGCCCAGUGAUUUUAAUCAUUUUACAUUUUUAGUCAUUUAGCAGACGCUCUUAUCCAGAGCGACUUACAGGAUCAAUGAAGGUUAAGUGCCUUGCUCAAGGGCACAUCAGCAGAUUGUUCACCUAGUCGGCUCAGGGAGUCAAACCAGCAACCUUUCGAUUACUGGCCCAACGCUUUUAAUCGCUAGACUACCUGCCACCCUUAAUCACAAUAUUCUCUACCUUUCCUCCUCUUCCUCUCCUCCAUUCCCUCAGUCUCCUCUGUUCCUGCUGUUCCUGGACUGUGUGUGGCAGAUUAUAAAUCAGUACCCAGCAGCCUUUGAGUUCACUGAGACCUACCUGACUGUGCUCAGUGACAGCAUGUGGAUCCCUGUCUUCAGCACCUUCCUCUUCAACUGUCCCCAGCAGCGCACUGAGAACAGCAUGGUGAGGGGCUCACACACACAAAAAGACACAAAUACAGGAAGCUCCCCCUCGACCCUCAACAACAAAAUUGCGAUUGUAUUCAACUCCGUCAACACACCUCUGAUAUGAUGCAGCUCAGAACUGUGUGCAGCUGUGUGCAGUAUGAGUAACCAUACCUGUCCUCCUCCACAGGACUUUGCUAAGAGUAAGUGCAUCCCUCUGGGAAAAGAGACGGCCUUGCGUUUCCCCCCUGUCUGGGACUGGUCACAGCAGUUCACCCCCAAAGACCAGGCCCUCUUCAACAACCCCAUGUAUGUUGGCAAAGGUGCCACCUGUGUGCAGAACGGAGCAGUGAAAUCCUUCAGACGCACCAAGGUCAGUUUGCUCUCUUGGUUUGAGAAUGACAAUUAAUACAAUGAAACUACCCCUUAACAGGAUAAGUACAUUUAAGUUCUAGACAGGCAAAUUAGGGAGCUUUGCAAGAAUAGCUAUGCAAGACUAUCCAGGGACAGUCACAGAUACCUGGCAAAUAACCUGAAUUCUUGAAGAUCAAAAUGUCAUGUUCAUCAAAGUAAAAUCAACACCAUCUACAUGUAUGUACAUUCUAAAUUCUAAAUUGAAUAACUUGUAAAUAAGUUUGUGUUCCUUUCUCUUCCAGAAAAACUACAGUUCUACACUCCGAGGGAUGCCCUCUUCCCUGAGGAACAUCCUGAUGGACGGCCAUGACAGCCUCACCCUGACCAGGCGGAACUCCCUGGUGCUGCGGCUCAAACCAGACUUCUCCCAGAUCAGAGAGGUGGUGGAGAGCCCAACAGAGCGCUUCUUCAAGGACUGGUUCUCCCGGCCCGCAGACCUGCAAGGGAUGCUCAUCCCUCAGCUCCUGGCCUUCACACCUGGCCCUGUGGAGGCUCUACUUCCUGCGCUGGGUUCCUGAAGCACGCAUCCCCAAAGGCGGCCCUGUUACCGCAUACCACAAGCUCUCCCAGCUGGCUGAUGAGAUAGAGAUGCUGCAGAGCCAGCUACGCCAGUACAAGGGGGCCACUCCGGCCAGCACCCCGACCUCCACCCCCAGCGCCCCCCCAUCAGACCACAGCAGGAUGUACUUUAAGGCCGGCUCCACCCACGAGCCCUCGUCAACUCCAGAGUACCUCAGCUCCUCCUUCCCCUUCUCUCCCGUGGGGAACAUGUGCCGCCGCAGCAUCCUGGGCACUCCUCUCAGCAAGUUCCUGAAUGGAGCAAAGAUAUGGCUCUCCACUGAAACUCUGGCCAGUGAGCCACUCUGA